Saccostrea echinata is the source of this 2981-nucleotide messenger RNA. RefSeq names its product choline-phosphate cytidylyltransferase B-like. NCBI's taxonomy places the organism in Eukaryota, Metazoa, Mollusca, Bivalvia, Ostreida, Ostreidae. The record is from RefSeq and is a predicted model, not a curated record. Gene Ontology annotation, molecular function: phosphatidylcholine binding; choline-phosphate cytidylyltransferase activity. Bases 118 to 1197 code for a protein of 359 amino acids. Gene Ontology annotation, biological process: CDP-choline pathway. The transcript has 10 exons.
UUGACAGUGAUUGGUGGUGUGGCAUAAUCUGAGCCAUUUUUAUGGUCAGGAUUUGAAAGAUGAAAUAGGAGAAUUGAGGACUGAGAUUUUUUUAAAGGAGGUGGACAUACUUCAGUAAUGAGUGCAAGAAAACGAAACCGGAAUGGAGAUGUCAUUGGAGAAGAAAGUCGUUAUGCUAAAUCUUCCAAGAGUCAUGGGUCUAAGAAGGUCUCUGUCCCCAGAAAACAAGUGCAGCUAGCACUAAGUAAACCAGCCCCAUUCUCACAUGAUGAAGAGGCCAUAGCAGAAAAUGAGAACUGUGACUAUUCCAUCAAAAUUAGCCUGGAGAUGGCAAAAUCUGGAAAAGCCCCCAGACCAGUAAGAGUGUAUGCUGAUGGUAUAUAUGACAUGUUUCAUUCUGGACAUGCCAGACAACUGAUGCAGGUCAAAAUGGCUGUACCCAAUGCUUACUUGAUUGUUGGAGUUUGUGAUGAUGAACUGACACACAAGAUGAAAGGUCGUACAGUCAUGAAUGAAUCUGAGCGAUAUGAGGCGGUACGACACUGUCGUUAUGUUGACGAGCUUCUCACUGGUGCCCCCUGGACUGUCACAGAUGAAUUCCUAGAAAAACAGAAGAUUGACUUUGUGGCACAUGAUGAUUUGCCCUAUGGAGCAGGAGGCACAGAGGAUAUCUAUAAAGGUCUUAAAGAAAAGGGCAUGUUUCUUGCAACACAGAGGACAGAGGGUAUAUCCACAACAGAUGUCAUAGCCAGAAUAAUUAAAGACUAUGACAUGUAUGUACGGAGAAAUCUCAGCCGCGGCUAUUCUGCUAAAGAUCUCAACGUCAGUUAUAUGAAGGAGAAAAAAAUUCAGUUUGAGACCAACUUCAAUUCGAUCAAAGACAAAGGGAAAGAACUGAUAGACAAGACCAAAGACAAGGGACAUGAGCUCUUACAUCGUUGGGAGGAAAGGUCUAAAGAUUUCAUUGGAAACUUUUUAGAAAUGUUUGGAAGGGAUGGUAGACUGUCAACUUGGAUUCGAGCCAUUUCCCCUCCCAGCAGCCCCACCCCUGACAUGUCUCAGGGAGACUUUGAAGAGGAGGAGGAGGAUAUGGAGGAUUCUUUUGAGACCCCCAAGUCAUUUUCCCCGACAGCUAGUCCUCCCCCGAAAAGAGGACGCAAGUCACCCACAGAAGACCUGGAUGAAGGAACUUCAUAGCUGCUGCUGUCUAGUUUAUUUUAUAUAAUUUCUAAGUCUUAUGAAGCUGUUAUCAAUUAUUAUCUGUUGUUUUUUUUUUUUGGACAUCAUUUAUUGACAUUUUUUUUGUUUUUAACAACUUGAAGCAUCUCUACUAAUGAACUUUUUGUUCUUAGUUUUUGAGUUCAUGGGUAACAGAGAAUUUUUAUUGCUUAAAGCAUUAAAGUGAUUCUUGCCAGAGCUCUCAUGCUUGUUGUCUCAUAUAAUUUAUAUACAGCAAUAUUAUAUUGUAUUGUUUGUAUUAAAUAACUGUUGCUUCCAAUUAGGUGUGUAGCUACAUGUCGUGUACGCAUAUGUACAUGUGAAUGCAACCUGAACAAACUUGUGUGAGGCUAAAUUCACAAUUAAAAUUGUCUAAAAAGCAAUUUAAGCUCACAGUUUUAUAGAUUUUGCUUGCUUUGAGAGGGUAUAUGACACCCAUUCAUGGCUGAUCUAAAAAUUUAUUCUCUCAGCAAAUAUUAUUAUAUACAACUUAAAUGAAAUGUUUAUUUUUUAUGCUAGAAAAGAUUAAGCCUGCAUGCAUUCUUCAAAAGUGACAAAUAUAUUUGUAUUGAAAAGGUUUCCCUUUAAUAUAUGUAAAUAGAAAGAAAAUUUUAAUUGUCAUGAUAACUGUGGGGUUUAUUGCCUAUUUUCAUAUUAAAGUGUUAGUAAUAACUUAUACAGAUCGUUUACUUAUUUACGUUUUUUUUUUUUUUGGUUUUUUUUGUUUGUUUGUUCGUUUGUUUUUUUUUUGUAUAGUUGUGAUAGAAUUGUAAACAAAACCUGAUUUGUAUUCUUUUUAAAUUUAUAAAUUAUAAUCUGCUUGGUGCUGAUUUCUAAUCUUUUAUUGUCUAGUCAGUGAUGAUUUUCUAUCUCCUACAAAUAAGGUUAUGUUGCAGUGAAAUAAAAGGGCAGGUAUCAAAAGCAAAUGUCUUGUGCAAUUUGAAGUUUGGUAUAUUUAAGAAUUUAAAAUGACAUAAUAUGACAGAAUAGAUAACAUUUUUAAUUCAAAACUAUUGUUUUUGUAUUGUCAUGAUAAAUACCUUUAUUCAAAUAUAUUAAAAUUUAUCUGAUGAAGUACAAAUGUACAUCUAUCACCGGUUUCACCAUUAUUUAACAUGACUAAAUGCAUCAUUCAUUUGGAGAAAUUACUUGUAUCAUGUGUAAUAGUAUGCAUCAUGCAUGCAAAAGUGAUAUAAAUAAGAAUUUUCAGUGGUUUGCAGUAACUCUGCAUAUCAUUCAGUGAUAUCUAAAGGAAAAUGUAUACAUACUUUACAUUCUUUAUUAUAUGGCAUAUAUAGAAAACAUUUUUUUUCUUCUUGCUAACAGAUAAUUCUGUUUUGAAAAUAAAAAAUGUAAUAAUGAAUCAUUGAGUCAUAGUAGUUGUUUAUAUGUUUGUUUGAAAUGGUGUAAUAAUGAUUGCAUCUUUUGCUAGGUUUGUAAAAUUUACGGAUUUUAAAUAACAAUCACAAUAUUCUCAUUUUACAAAUUAUCUUGUCAAAGUUGAGAUUUGUCAUUUAGGUGCCUCAUGGGUUGAAAACAAAUUGAAGAAGUCAGGAAAUGCUUUUUAAAGGGAAAUAACUCCUGUAUUUCUCUCUGGAAAUAUGUUAAAUUUUUAUUGGAUUGUCAGUCAUUUUGAAUUUUGAAAAAUUUUACAUUAAAAAUCAGCAUAUAUUUAUUUUACAUAUAGUAUGUGUCAAUUAAAAUUUGAAUUUUUGUUGAAUAUUAUCUUUAUAAAAUAAAGUCAAAUGUCUCAAACUUAAUAA